Staurois parvus is the source of this 302-nucleotide messenger RNA. The record is from the annotation of a GenBank genome assembly. NCBI's taxonomy places the organism in Eukaryota, Metazoa, Chordata, Amphibia, Anura, Ranidae.
GGGGCCCCAUGAGAUGCCCCUGGUACCUUUUCAUAGGCUUUUUUGAGUUUGGGCAAGGACACAGGGGCCCCAUGAUCCCCUAUUGCCCGGGGGCCCCAUGAGUUGUCAGUCCGCCCCUGGCAGGGAUCCUCCAUCUACCCAGCCGGCAGGUCCACCCACAUGCAGAUACACCCACAUACAAGUACCCGGCGUGAUGACAUCAUCGCGCCAACCCCAUCACAAACAGCCCAUACAAAUACAGGUGUAUGUGACAGGGUUGGCGCCAUAAUGUACUUAUGUGGACCCAGGGGCGGACUGACCAU